Molecule: messenger RNA, 651 nt
Organism: Dalotia coriaria
Lineage: Eukaryota; Metazoa; Arthropoda; Insecta; Coleoptera; Staphylinidae
Gene: SmD2
Product: small ribonucleoprotein particle protein SmD2
Exons: 2
Coding region: 173-526 (117 amino acids)
Biological process (GO): RNA splicing; spliceosomal snRNP assembly
Cellular component (GO): precatalytic spliceosome; U2 snRNP; U5 snRNP
Molecular function (GO): RNA binding
Source: RefSeq, a predicted model, not a curated record
GCUCAAUACACACACCAUCAAACAACACGCUCGUGAACGUUUGGAAGCGCAUUUAACCAAACAAACCGGCGCAUUUUUGUAUCAACGUUUCUUACACUUUUAUCUACAAAUCUUUAUAAAUUCGAGUCGUCCACACUGCUGGUUAUUACAUUUACUUAAACAACUAUCCAAUAUGGCUGUUGCAAAACCUAAAUCAGAAAUGACUGCAGAAGAGCUGCAGCAACGUGAAGAAGAGGAAUUUAAUACUGGUCCACUCUCUGUGCUGACCAUGUCGGUGCGCAAUAAUACACAAGUGCUCAUCAACUGUAGAAACAAUAAGAAAUUGUUGGGUCGAGUGAAAGCUUUCGAUAGGCAUUGCAACAUGGUGUUGGAAAAUGUGAAGGAGAUUUGGACAGAGUAUCCCAGGGCAGGCAAGGGCAAAAAGAAGUCUAAGCCAGUUAACAAAGAUAGGUUUAUUUCAAAGAUGUUUUUGAGAGGUGAUUCAGUUAUUUUGAUUGUGAGAAAUCCACUUGCUGCACAGAAAUAAGCUGGUGGCACUAUGAUUAUAUGUAACUAACAUUUAAGGAUUGUAUUUUAUUUCAUUUUUAUGGUAUAGCUGUAUAAGCCAGUUAAUUUCAAUGAAUAAAAUUUGGUUUUAUAUUGCAGAACAAA